UUGCUUUUCGAUGCAGACAACGAAGAAGAAUUGUUUAAUCCAAACUGCGUGACGGUAAACUUGCUGGACAACCUAAGAAGACGUUGUGGAUGUCAAAAAGGAGGUUGGUUUAUUUUCCGUUUGUUUACACUUUAUUAGUUCUAUUUUGCCAGGGUUUUUCUAAUACACACAUAUAAUGAGGUGUAAAUCGGCGUUUCAAGAGUACUCAAUGUUAAAUAAAUUUGUGUUUACAUCAGAAUACUUGGAAACAGUGUUGUAUCAUCGGUGUGCGGCCGAUCAGUCUCGCCGUAAAACUGCCUGUAGCCUGAAUUAGCUUAAGGCAAGUUUCGGGCUUUGAAGGAUAGGAAUUUCGCUUUGACUAACUGCAUCUACUGUACAUAAGGUCAUGCAGACUUAGUUCUUUGUUUUUGGCGGCAUAAAAUCAGUGACAAAAGAAAUGGUAACAACUAAAGUGGAGUAUAAAAGUUUACUUCACACAGUACAGUGUAACAACAGCACUCAACUCGAACGCGAAGGACAGGUCUCAAUCCCAUGAUAUCUCGACCCUUAUUGUCUAACCGUUUAUCAUGCCGUUAUCAUGCCCUUUCUCACUCUGUUGCCUUAUAUUUAAUCAAUAUUCUCGCUGUAUUAAAUGAACACGUUACUAGACAAGUGUCCAUGAUGUAAACAGGCCGUGACAUAGCCUUGUCAUAUAAACGAACAAUGCAGUAGUUGUCCCUUCUGUAGCACUGUCAGUUGUGUGUUAGCAAGCCGGAACUGCCUGAAUGUUUGAUGACAAGUUGGCUCACUGUUUAUUUUCGGCCGUCCGUUCUAGUUUUAAGUGUUAACUUCACCAACUUGCUGCUUUGAAGCUCUUUGACUUAACUGAUCCAUCGUGAAGGCACCCCUUUCAAAGGAUAAAACGAAUAAAAAUUUGCUCCGUAUCUUUUUAAAGUCCUGGUCGUAGAAACGUUUAAGCCGGGAAUGUCCAGAAUGUGCAGCACUAACGUUUACGAAAGUAGGUUGAGUUUGAUCGUCCGGCUGAACGUAGUCCUGACAGUGACUGACGUUUCGACAAUCUGUGCGGUAGUCAUCUUCAGAGUCUUACUUUUGAAAUGACUCCUGGGUUCAAACCUUUCACACUGACGUUUACGUAUGGUAAACAUUUUCCCAAGUUAAUAAUAAUAAUAAUAAUAAUAAUCUUUAUUUCUUAAGAUUUAAUUACAUAUCCUAAGUUACAAUAUAAACUCAAAAAACUAUUUACAUAUCAUAUCUAAAAAUUAUUCUGUUACUAAAAACGUUCUUAAACCUGUCAGUGUAGAUUCUAGGGACAGAGACUGACGUAUUUCUAAGAUUGUACCUCGUGUUCUUUUCCUUAGGUAUAAACUGGAAGAAGGGACAUUCGGGGUCAUUCGAUCUUUUUUGUAGAGUGUCUUGUCCGCCUUCUCUAGCAAGUCCCUGAUAUUUACAUUCUUGGACAUAAACUUUCUUUUCAUACACCGGUCUAAAAAAUUCUGGAUUACAGAAAGGUCUGAAUCUGAGGCACCAUAAACCGGCAGAGCGUAACAAAAAUUUGGUAAAACUAUUGCGUUAAAAAGGUGAUCUACUUCCCCCUGGGACAUUCCUUCCUUACGUAAAGAUCCUAAUACGAAUAUUGACUUGUUCGCCUCAAUUACCUUCGCGCGCACGUGACUACUGUAUUUACAAUUUUGUUGGAAAGUAACACCUAAUAUGAACAACUCUACGCACUGCGGUAGUGCGUUAGCAAGCUAGCAAGUUAGCCUGAACAUCUUCUUACAUAAAUGUUAAUUAGCACAAAUUUAGGCUAUUUAGGUUCGUAAAUUGGUUCUUGUUUUCUUAAGACAAAAAAAACCGGAACAUUGUAGCUGAGAAUAUUUAGUGGUAUUCAGCUCAUUCCUUAUACUAGGUAACACCUGUGUAAACCGUUACAAUUGCAGCAGAGCCGUAGCUAGCGGGGGGGUUGGGGCAGGGGGUAGCUGCCCCCAUGGAUCAAUUGAGCCAGAAAAAUCAAGUCUGUGGAUGGAUUUGUUUUCUUUAGUCUCAGUUAUUUUGAUUGUAGUGACUUGCAAUUGUUUGCUAUUUUCAUGGCCGAGAAAUAAAGGCACCUUUGUCUCCAACGAGGAUCUUGGACGUUGACUUAUCUUAUUGCUUAAGUGUUCAGAAUUCUUGUAUAGAUUUUAGAAAAUAAGAACCUGUUUCAAAUUUUAGGGUAAACAGGUUUUUGUAUAGAGGAGGCCUAACUGGCAAAUUAAUCAGCCCAACAGGUUCUUAAAAACCAAGGUCUUUUACGCUCACGGAUUUUUACCGUAAUUCAAGUGCGCCGCCUGCCGAUCUAGGAUUGCUUUAAUUUCCUUCAGUUUGACCACUCUCCACCACAAUCAUAGUUCUCUCCAUCCAUUUACUGACUAACUGUUAAUUCAAAAUAAACAAAAAUUGUAUAAUUGUCACCCUGCUCUUCAUGUAAUCUCUAUAUAUUGCUUUAACGUACAUAUAUUAUUAUUUUAAACGGUCAAUAUUAAUUGCGUGUUUGAUUUGUGCUUCUCUGCUUUAUAGUAACUUUGGAUUUGUCUGAUGAAGACGGCGACAUUAAAAAUCUGCAUGAAUUUCCCACUCAAUACGCUCACAGAUUCCUCAAGGGGAGAGAAGUUUUUGUGCUCGUUAAGGUUGAAAGUAAGUUCCAUUGAAGUCGCAUAAACGCCCUGCGAUUUUUCAUCCCACAAACAUUUUGAAUCAGCAGCAUUCUAGCGCUUUCAAUUAAUGGGUUAACUCAGUGUAUGUUGCAGAAAGUUAAAACCCUCACCACAAAAUAACACUCACUUAGAACUCACACUCUCGCUGGAAAGAAAACCAAAGUCUUCAAUGCUUAACUUUUGUAGUCGCCGAUAAAAGCAGGACGUAGUCCCGCCGUGUCUCCGGCCUCUGCUCUGAUCUGUGGUACGAGGCAAAAGGGGAGCGCGAUUUACGAACAGCAAGCGGCUAGAAACCAAGCCGAUUUACGGCUUACUUUCAUGUCGCAAUCACUGUCAUUCGUUCGGUCUAUUCCCCGCACGGUAUUGCCCAGCUUUUUCUAAACGUGCCCCAACUCCGUUUGUAGAUAGUGAACUAAUUUUCUAUAGAUGCUUCCAAGAACCCGACCUGAUGCAUGUUCGCUUUUUUUAUGAUACACAUGUAUUUUUCUAUAUAUUUUAUUUAUAUAUUUGAAAUAGUUUGCAGGGGCCCGUUUCUCCAAAGUCCCGAUAACUUUUGGGGCCCGAAAUCAAAUAUUCAAAUCAAAAUAAAAAGAAUUAAAGCGCGGGUCCUGGAUAGCAAAAUACUCCAUUUUGUUUCAUUAACUGAUAGUUUUAUCAUGUUAGAUGCAAAACUAUUGAAACUUCUAUCUUGCAUGUAAACAACAACAGAACAACAGCUUUACGGGCCCGUUAAUCAUCGGGACUUUUGAGAAACGGGCCCCAGUACACAAUAAAUUUUUGUUUGUGUCGGUAAAGGAGUGCGAAUAGAAUGAUACAAAUUGUGGAAUCGAUAAUUCAGGGCGAAGGUGUUUUCUUUAAAUUGCACUUUUUUAAUCGUCUGUUACCCCAGAUUGUAAUCUUUGGUCAGGUAAACCAGUUUUUAAACUUUUAAAAUGUGACAACUCCCAUGGGAAACUUAUUCCAUAUUUGGGUUGGUUACUUUUUAUCUGCCCAUUCAGACCGCUUGCAUUUUUCAGUUGGAAAAGUGAAAUUGAUUUUAGUAAUUUUUCUUGCUGUUUUCUGUUUAUUCACUCUAGAAGGCGAAGGAGAUCAGCCAACAACCUAUACAGCGCUGCUAAACGACCUGGAGAGAUCCAACCCGAAACUACCGGGUACGUUAAACUGUGCUGAUCUGUUUCUCUGCCUUUCUUAUUGGGUCAGUUUUACAUGAGUAAAAGCGGUGUCAAAUCAAAUCCUUUUACUAAGUAUGCUUUUACAUAGCUCAUUGCUCUGACUUUGCCAACUGCCCUGAAUUGGCUGCACCGGCCAGGGAUGCUUUUAGGACGGUUUAGGCUAUGCAAGCUUAUCCGGACAUCUACUAUGUUUGAUAAUCUUGUUUUCUUAGCCUGUGUCAUUCUCGUCGCCAGAAACAAUCGGCUUAAUUUGAAACCGAUUAGUGGUUCCAGUGGCUGCCCCUCGUUUUCCGACCACGUGACCAAGAAACGACGGGCUCUGGGGACGAGAAUGAGCCUGUGUGGGAGGAGUUCGAAGGGGACCAAAAGAAGAAUUAAGGUGCGCAUGCGCACGAGAUGAACGCCCUUCAACUCCACCUCGUUUCCAGGGUUCUCAAACUCGUUCUGAGUUUAAGUUGGAGAGAAACCUGGCCUCCAAUAGAGGCUAUUAUUUUCUUCAACACUGCGAGAGAGCCUUCUAUGCAUUCACUGUACCUGGAUGCUUAGCAAUCGAAACGAUCAAAUGUAAAAAUUUUUGGUACAAUGCGCGAGGGAUAAGUCCUGGGAAACUUGGUUGACACGUUAAGCUCCUGACCAGGGUUUCUUUUCUCUCUUCUUUCGCUGUCUCAAUCGAGGUGAAAGAGACUUCAAAACCAGGCUUUACUAAUGUCACAAACUUUUAAUGCAUUUUCGUUUGUACUUCAACAGCUCGAUUGGAGACACUAUCUAAGUCUUGCUCUGAUGCCAAACCCAAAUCUGGACAAAGAAAGGAGUCAAUGUGGACCCAGGCUGCUAAGAUACGCAAAUUCGCAAAGGGAGUAUCCAGCGCAGAGCGCAAAAGAGCAGAUUCUAUUCCCUCCUCUAGAGGGGAAGGUAAAAACAUUGGUACCACGCCAUCUCCGCCAGGGAAAUCCAGGCAACGAAAAACAUCUAAGAACAUGUAA
Molecule: messenger RNA, 4845 nt
Organism: Porites lobata
Lineage: Eukaryota; Metazoa; Cnidaria; Anthozoa; Scleractinia; Poritidae
Source: the annotation of a GenBank genome assembly